Molecule: messenger RNA, 669 nt
Organism: Adineta ricciae
Lineage: Eukaryota; Metazoa; Rotifera; Eurotatoria; Adinetida; Adinetidae
Source: the annotation of a GenBank genome assembly
AUGGCACAAAAGGAUUCAUUACCAUCAAUUGUUUCAAUGCCUCAUGUUGUUCAAUUCGAUCGUAUUAAUACAAUUUAUUUAUCAUUUCAUGCUUGGCCGAGUGGUUUAAACUUUCCGAAUCUUCAUCAUCUUAUCUUAACAAAUAAUCUUAAUCGAUUGAAAAGCUUUUCUUCAUUUCCACCAACUAUUCGUUCAAUUCAACUGAUAUUUCAUGCUCGUAUGCCACACUCUGUGUGUGAUGAUUGGUCUGUUCUUCGUUCACUUUCGUCUUUACCAAAACUCACUUCAUUUCAUAUCGCUUUCCAUGAUAUGAACACCAAUCUUGAUGAAGAUAGUUGUCAAAUUAUCGCCGAAACGGCAUCAAUGCUCGCUCAUUUUGGUAUUCGUUUUCGACGAAGAAGCAAUGCACUUGCAUUCGAACCUGAUUAUGAUAAUCCGAUUAAUAUAAUAGAACCUGAGGCUUGGUAUAUGUUCAAUGUAGAUCCUAAUCUUAUUGCCGACGGGAACGGUAAUCUUGAUCAUCGUUUUGCUCAAUUUCUCAGAUCAGUCAUCGACGGCUAUCAAAAAUCGAUCGAAGAAAUACGUCGUCGUAUCUUGAGUUUAUCAUCUCAUGUAGAACCUGAGAUCGUUGUUGAAGAAGGAAAGUGUGGAUUGACUGUUUGGUGCUGA